Molecule: messenger RNA, 2362 nt
Organism: Leopardus geoffroyi (Geoffroy's cat)
Lineage: Eukaryota; Metazoa; Chordata; Mammalia; Carnivora; Felidae
Gene: PSEN2
Product: presenilin 2
Exons: 11
Coding region: 444-1841 (465 amino acids)
Biological process (GO): membrane protein ectodomain proteolysis; amyloid precursor protein catabolic process; protein processing
Cellular component (GO): neuromuscular junction; cell surface; neuronal cell body
Molecular function (GO): aspartic endopeptidase activity, intramembrane cleaving
Source: RefSeq, a predicted model, not a curated record
GCUAUUAAUGGGCGGAAGCGGUGGCUUCGGUGGCUCCUCUGGGGCGUGUGGGUUUUGUAUCCUCCGGCGGCGGCUCGGUCCCUGGGAAGGGCUGCCCCCCCCCUCCCGUCCGCCCUCUGCGCCUUCCUCGGCCCCCUCCUCCAGCGCGGAGGGCUGGUUGCUAUGUGGCUGGUAGGACUGCCACCAGCGGGAGAGCCGAUCGGCCCCACCCCCGCCUGCUGGAGUCAGCCUCCCAGGCCGGUUGUUUUUGACGUCACCGGCGCUCUGAUGUGCACAAAUACCGAGUAUAAAGGUUGUUGAACCGCGUACAUUUGGGUGGUGAUGGUGAUUUUCCCUCCAGGGAUUUCAGAGUUGCAUCAGGCUUCAGUUCCGACUGAGAAACCGGAGGAGUGUCUCCCAGCUGCUGUGUUCUCCAGGAGCCAGGCGCUUCCCGAGGCAGGGCCAUGCUCACGUUCAUGGCCUCUGACAGCGAGGAGGAAGUGUGUGACGAGAGGGCAUCCCUGAUGUCGGCCGAGAGCCCCCCGCCACGCUGCUGCCAGGAGGACAGGCAGGGCUUGGAGGAUGGAGAGGGUGCCGACCAGUGGAGAGGCCAGGAUAGCGAGGACGACUUUGACGAGGACCCUGACCACUAUGUCUGCGGGGGGGUCCCCGGGCAGCCGUCAGGCCUGGAGGAGGAGCUGACCCUGAAAUACGGGGCGAAGCACGUGAUCAUGCUGUUCGUGCCGGUGACGCUGUGCAUGAUCGUGGUGGUGGCCACCAUCAAGUCCGUGCGCUUCUACACGGAGAAGAACGGACAGCUGCCCUAUGGAGCAGGCAGGGAGCAGAGUCUGCAGCCCGCCGUCUCCCUCAGCAUCUACACACCAUUCACCGAGGACACGCCCUCCGUGGGCCAGCGCCUCCUCAACUCCGUGCUCAACACCCUCAUCAUGAUCAGUGUCAUUGUGGCCAUGACCAUCUUCUUGGUCGUGCUCUACAAAUACCGCUGCUACAAGUUUAUACACGGCUGGUUGAUCAUGUCCUCACUGAUGCUGCUUUUCCUCUUCACCUACAUCUACCUUGGGGAGGUGCUCAAGACCUACAACGUGGCCAUGGACUACCCCACGCUGUUCCUGACGGUCUGGAACUUCGGGGCGGUGGGCAUGGUGUGUAUCCACUGGAAGGGCCCCCUGGUCCUGCAGCAGGCCUAUCUCAUCAUGAUCAGCGCCCUCAUGGCCCUGGUGUUCAUCAAGUACCUUCCGGAGUGGUCCGCGUGGGUCAUCCUGGGUGCCAUCUCUGUGUACGAUCUCGUGGCUGUGCUGUGCCCCAAAGGGCCACUGAGAAUGCUGGUGGAAACGGCCCAGGAGAGAAACGAGCCCAUAUUCCCUGCCCUGAUAUACUCCUCCGCCAUGGUGUGGACGGUGGGCAUGGCCAAGCUGGACCCCUCCUCCCAGGGAGCCCUUCAGCUGCCCUACGACCCAGAGAUGGAGGAAGACUCCUAUGACAGUUUUGGGGAGCCCUCGUACCCCGAAGUCUUUGAGCCCCCGCUGCCUGGUUACCCCGGGGACGACCUGGAGGAAGAGGAGGAAAGGGGCGUGAAGCUCGGCCUGGGGGACUUCAUCUUCUACAGCGUGCUGGUGGGCAAGGCAGCGGCCACGGGCAGCGGCGACUGGAACACGACGCUGGCGUGCUUUGUGGCCAUCCUCAUUGGUCUGUGUCUGACCCUCCUGCUGCUGGCCGUGUUCAAGAAGGCGCUGCCCGCCCUCCCCAUCUCCAUCACCUUCGGCCUCAUCUUUUACUUCUCCACGGACAACCUGGUGCGCCCUUUCAUGGACACCUUGGCCUCGCAUCAGCUCUACAUCUGACGGCGGGCCGGGCGCCGUGGGCUGGCGGCCCUGGGCGGGUCGUGACAGGGCCCCCGCGUAGUGUCCCCGUCUAGUGCCAUAUGUCUCUGAGACUUUUCUUUCCUUGACGAGAAAGAAAGAGAAGGGAGUGUCGUGUUUACUUGGCGAAGAGGAAGAAGCAGCUUUUUGGCGCUAGUUGUUUGGUCACCGGAGCACGGCUCACCGACCGAGGGACCGAGGACGGCCGUGUGGACAAGGACAGUGCGGUGAGGCCGCCUGGCCCGGCACCACAGCCCGCGGUGCUCCGCGGGCCAAGGCGAAGGAAGGGACCAGGAGUCCGUGCUGGGAUGGCGCUGAGCACCUGCCCGCUGUGGCCGCAGAAGGAAGCCAGCGUGCCCUGCGUGGAAUGUCCCCAGUGCUUCUGUCUGUGACGUCGUUGUUAUUUUAAUUACCUUUAGAAGCCGGGUCCUGUUCUCGCUCAGCAGUUACUGCUGUGAAGUGGCUUAAUAUCAAAAUCAAUAAAUAAGUGAAUCCUGUUGGAA